Molecule: messenger RNA, 3183 nt
Organism: Aspergillus terreus NIH2624
Lineage: Eukaryota; Fungi; Ascomycota; Eurotiomycetes; Eurotiales; Aspergillaceae
Exons: 10
Coding region: 1-3183 (1060 amino acids)
Biological process (GO): positive regulation of transcription by RNA polymerase II
Cellular component (GO): nucleus
Molecular function (GO): transcription cis-regulatory region binding; protein binding
Source: RefSeq, a predicted model, not a curated record
AUGUCUCUUCGGCAACUCGCAGCGGGCACAGGACAAGAUGGGACAGGAACCCCAGCGAUAGAUAUCAUUGCGGUGCACGGUUUGAAUCCCCUUGGUUCUUCCGAUCACGCAUUCAACACUUGGAGAAAGCCCCUCGAAGAGAAAGGAUGCCUCUGGCUUCGCGAUUGCUUCGCAAAGGCUCAACCGAAUGCGCGAAUCUAUCUAUACGAAUACAACUCCAUCCCCGUUUUUGGUUCGGCCAAGGACAGCUUUGUUGGUGAGGCCAAUCAACUCUUGGAUGAGAUAUAUGGUGAGCGCUGGCAAAUGAAAAAAGACAUCCCAAUUAUCCUGGUUGGACAUAGCCUGGGCGGAAUCCUGAUCAAACAGGCUUUGGUGAAUGCCUGGGCCAACGAGAAGUACAGAGGAAUCAAGGAGGCAACACACGCCUUAGUGUUCUUUGGAACUCCGCAUUCUGGCCCAGCGAGGAAUGUGCAGAUUGGACUCGGCAUGGCUUGUGCAAGAAUAGCGCGGUCUUUGCCAUUUGUCUCCUCUUCGAAGAUCAUCGAGAUACUCGAGGGAGAAACAUUAUUUUCUGAUCUGUUGAGCGAAUCAUUUCGCCACCAGUUGAACCAGUACAAGAUCCUGUCAUGCUAUGAGGGUGUCGGUGAUGUCGUGCCAUUCAGUUCGGCAGUCCUUGGGCUUCCAGGCAACUGUGAGACUCAGCUGCGUAUCAACGCUGAUCACAGCAAUAUGUGUCGCUUUGAUAUGCGUAUCCAAGCCGAUGUGGAUAACUAUCGCAAAGUGGAACGCAACUUGCAAAUGCUCUGUGCUGACGCCUUGGUGGAUUUACCAAAUGAGAUCAAUGAGACAGAUGUAUACAUCCGCAAUGUGACGCAAGGAGGACUUGAUCUAUCAAGCCUCCUUAUGCAGCAUCCGAAACCAUUGGAUGCUGGCACUCAUGGGCGAUAUACCCUAAAUCUCCUGGAUGCCCCUGAGCUCGCAUGGCAAGUCUACCGCUUAUGUGAACGCUCAUCAUCAGCUGCUAUCGCUGAGGCAGCAUCGGAUGUUUCCAGCAUGUACUUGGGUCUUCGCAUCCUUAGAGACAGGCUAGAGACGGACACAUACUCAUCCAGCAACGCCGACGAGAUUCAAACUCUUCUCCAGGACUGUUGCCGAACGCUCGAAAACUUUCAAUCCACCUUGGAUGUAUACCAGAGUAUGCCUCAGAAUAGUCGAGCUCAAUGGGACAAUGUCAGGUCCUAUGAAGAGUUCUAUGGUCUCAAAGAGCUCAGAUCCAACAUCCAGUCUAACAUUUCAAGGCUUACGUUGUUGAACAAGAAGAUUGCCAGCCGGUCUAUGAAUGAUUUAGCACAGAAGCUGGAAGACCUUAUAGGCCUAAUGAACGGUGGCGAUGACAACCUUUCAGUCCUGUCAUCUCAUCUCUCGAGCCGUUCAAUAUCCGGUAGCGAUGACUGGCAGGUGAUACAUUCGGAGUUGGUCAGCGCGGGAUUUCCGCCAGACAUAAUUUCGGAGCAACGCGAAUACAUCCAAAAAUGGCUGAUAAAUGCCGCCAUGGCGGGAAGGAUUGACUUGGAAUCCCAAGAGGAACCACGCCAGAGAUCCAGAAUAAACCACCCAGCCGACGCACCUCAGGUAGACGACGGAGCCGAGUCUAUCCCAACCACGGAACUAGGAGCGUCCAAUCUUGCUUCUAGCAAUGACAGUAUACGUACCACUCGGCAUAAUUCUGUGUAUGCGCAGGAUAUGCAAGUACUGCCCACAACAGCUAGGUCCAAGAAAACUUCGACGAAAUGGACAAGGUCUUUGGCAGCGAAGCUCAAAUACGCUACCCUGGAUCCGUCACGUGCCCUUACUGCAGCUGUUUGGAGCGGGGAUGCCAGCUCGGUGAAAAGUAUUCUGAGUUCGAGCAGCAAAAUCGACAAGUCAGCGAGUUAUUGGUCCAGCAUUUUGGUUCUCUGCCUCAAUGGAAGUAAUACUGAAAUGUUUAGAGAUCUGAUGCAGUGUGGUGGAGCCCUGGAAUUGGAAAACGAUCUUGGGGAGUGUGUUUCGCAUGCCAUCAACCACAAGCAGGCAGAAGAAAUAGGCAUUCUAAUUACGAAAGGAGUGCGAUUUGACGAACCUCAAACUGUGAAAGCCAUGGCUCUUGUCACGCAAAACUUCAUUGAAAUGAUCUUUACGAAGUGGGGAGAUACGUGGGACCAUGAAGGUUAUGCCCAUCAUUUCCUCUUCAACACAGCAAAGUAUGGCUACGAGAAUAUCUUUCAAUCACUCGUCGCUCGGUAUGGAGGCAUCAACGCUCCUGUUAACGAAACGACAGCAUUCCAUCUCGCAUGCCGUUCAGGGAACACAAAAAGCAUACAGCUCGCCUUGGAGCUAGGCGCAAACGUCAAUACGAUGGAUGACCGAGGGGACAAUCCGCUACACGCAUUGAUACUCGGAGGCGAGAACAAGCUUUAUGACAUCGGUACAAAUAUAAGGCUCUUGAUCAAGAAUGGUGCGGCGCUUCAUGGCAAGUCCAGAACUGGACAAACAGCACUCCAUUUAGCAGCGAAAUGUGCACAUACGAAGGCUAUUGAAGUGCUGGUACAGAUGGGUCUCGAUAUCGAUCUCCGGAAUGCGGAUGGGAAUACUCCACUCCAUCUAGCAUGCAAUCCUGAAUGGGUGACUCGCAGCGUUGAACGGUUUCUUCCCAGAGCCUUGAAACGGAAAAGUUCCGAACGCACUAUGAUUAGAUUCACUUGGGAAGAAACGAAGCUGGAGGAUCCGAGAGACGAGACCUACCACCGUGGCCAAGGAGAAGGCGCCCUACGGUUGAUAUUGGGUUAUGGGGCAUCCGUGAACGUCAGAGGGAGAGAGAAUGUCAGCCCUCUGCAUCUUGCGGCAGAGAGUUCAGAUGCCGGGAGAAUCAAAGCGUUACUUGAAUAUGGAGCUGACCCCCUUGCUAUUGAUGACUACGGAUGGACGACAUUGCAUUUUGCGGUUAUCAGCAAAUCGCAAGAUUCAAUAGAUCUUUUGCAGCCGUACCGCAUCGACCCGUACAAGAAAGUGUUGGUCAGCAUCAUUGGUACCCACGAGGAUAAGAUGGACGUCUUCGACCUCAUGAGGGUAGUCAAUAAGCACCCCAGGAGGAGAGCCGUGCACUUGGAUCAGGACGAUGACAGGAAAACAGAUUCGGCCCGCUGA